Messenger RNA from Cynocephalus volans (Philippine flying lemur), 1857 nucleotides. RefSeq names its product glutathione S-transferase Mu 1. The record is from RefSeq and is a predicted model, not a curated record. Gene Ontology annotation, biological process: glutathione metabolic process. The transcript is spliced from 8 exons. The coding region runs from base 93 to 749 and encodes 218 amino acids. Gene Ontology annotation, molecular function: glutathione transferase activity. Lineage: Eukaryota; Metazoa; Chordata; Mammalia; Dermoptera; Cynocephalidae.
UCCGGGCCGCCCCUCUCCGCCCAGGGCACUCCCUGAAAGUCCCAGCCCAGCGCCGCUGAGGCCUGUUUGCCGAGUCCACAGCACGCAGCACCAUGCCCAUGACAUUGGGUUACUGGGAUAUCCGCGGGCUGGCUCACGCCAUCCGCCUGCUCCUGGAAUACACAGACUCCAGCUAUGAGGAAAAGAAGUACACGAUGGGGGACGCUCCUGACUAUGACAGAAGCCAGUGGCUGAAUGAGAAAUUCAAGCUGGGCUUGGACUUCCCCAAUCUGCCCUACUUAAUUGAUGGGGCUCACAGGAUCACCCAGAGCAACGCCAUCCUGCGCUACAUUGCCCGCAAGCACAACCUGUGUGGGGAGACAGAAGAAGAGAAGAUCCGCGUGGAUAUUUUGGAGAACCAGGUCAUGGACACCGCCACGCAGCUGGCCACGGUCUGCUACAGCCCUGACUUUGAGAAACUGAAGCCAGAGUACUUGGAGGGACUCCCUGAAAAAAUUAACCUCUUCUCACAGUUCCUAGGGAAGCGGCCAUGGUUUGCAGGGGACAAGAUCACCUUUGUGGAUUUCCUGGCUUAUGAUGUCCUUGAUCUGAACUGUAUGUUUGAACCCGAGUGCCUCGAUGAGUUCCCAAACCUGAAGGACUUCAUAUCCCGCCUUGAGGGCCUGAAGAAGAUCUCUGCCUACAUGAAGUCCAGCCGCUUCCUCCCAAGACCUGUGUACACAAAGUUAGCCGUGUGGGGCAACAAGUAGGGCCAGCAGAUGGGAGUGAGCAGCCCGUGCCCAGCCUGCUCCGGGUCUGGAGAACAAACAGACUCCCUGCACAUCCAGCACUGCCUUCUCAUUCCUUUCUCCUUUUCACUCCCUUCUCUUCCUCAAAGCCUUAUUGCAUCCCUUUGUUUUAACUCAACCUCCUUUGCCCACUUUCCUUCAGCAAAGUCCCCUCCUAACGUUAGCCUUCCCUGCACUAAAGCCAGCCCCACCAUCCUUCCCUUCCUUGGUUGUCUCUGCUUUGAGGAUCCUGACUGGACCCCUCUCCUGUGGAGCUUGGUUGCCAGCUGUCCCAGCCCUGCCCCGAAAGACCAGUAUUGCCUGGUGUGCAGGGCCUGUUUUCCCAGCAACGUCCCUGCCCAGCCCUGUCUGAUCCCCAGAAAAGCCUCAACCACAUUUGCUGUCUUUUCUUAUUCUCACCUGGCUUCCCAAAAUCACCAGUUGUCACAGCUACUUCCGAUCAGUACUGACUGAUUCGAAUCCCUUUGUACAUGGCCUGCUUUUUACUUAAGAAGCCUCCCUGUUUUUUUUAUGGUCAUACUGAGGUCUCUAAAUCCAAAGCCUAUGUGGGGAUCUACAGGCUGUUUGUUUUCUGCUUCACAUGCUUCCAUGAACAUUCUAAGCAUAGUGUUCCUCCACCCGCGUUCAGCCGUCCCCAUCUCUUCAUCUGCCUUGCAUCCUCUUGAAUUAAAGUCAUGCUCCUGAGCCCUGGUUGGGGGGACCCCCGUAGUGCCUCAGCCAUGUCCUCCAGUGACCUCAGCAUCCAGCCCAGUGACCACUGAGCUGCUGCGCGAAUCCCCCUGGAAGCCCCCCAGGCUCCUGAGCCUAGGUGGGUGACCCCUUCUAUCCAGGACCCCAGCAGUGCCACCCACCGUCCCACGCUCAGCAACCAGGCUGGAGAAGGAGCCAGCAGUGGCCCAGCCUAGGUCCCCCUCCACCCUCCACCUCUCCCUUCCCUCUUUCCUCUCCGCUCUCCAUCCUUUCCUCCCUCCCUCUCUCCCCCACCCCUGUACAAUUGCCUCUUAGAAUGUAAAAUAAUAAUAAAAAAUACAGUCAUGCUGUAGAGUGAGUAUACACAUAUCAUAUAUCA